Messenger RNA from Macrobrachium nipponense, 4029 nucleotides. RefSeq names its product longitudinals lacking protein, isoforms H/M/V-like. Gene Ontology annotation, cellular component: nucleus. The coding region runs from base 168 to 1613 and encodes 481 amino acids. Gene Ontology annotation, biological process: regulation of transcription by RNA polymerase II. Gene Ontology annotation, molecular function: protein binding. Lineage: Eukaryota; Metazoa; Arthropoda; Malacostraca; Decapoda; Palaemonidae. The transcript is spliced from 6 exons. The record is from RefSeq and is a predicted model, not a curated record.
GAUAGUACGCAAGCAUUCACUACUAACCUUAUCAGGUGGAAUCCGUUGACGUAACCAAACGUAAACAAAAGUCGAGUUACCCUAAUGUCAGUUCUUCACUCACCGUUUAUAUUACAUGAAAUGUGGUUCAGCCUGUGCGAAUAAGUAGCCCUGAGCAUACCACCACGAUGGGUGAUGGGCUGUUAAUGUUAUCUUGGAAGAACCACAGCUCCACAUUCUCUCAUCUCAUAUCAUCACUGAGAGAAAAGGAUCAGUAUACUGAUGUAACUCUAGCAUGUGAUGGCAAAUUCUACCCAGCACACAAAAUAGUUCUGUCAGCUUGCAGUCAGUAUUUUGAAGACAUGCUGCAGAACACACCUUGCAAACAUCCUAUCAUUGUCCUCAAGGAUAUUUCAGCAAGUGAACUUGAUGCUUUGCUGAAUUACAUGUAUGUUGGGGAAGUGAGUGUGAGUCAGAAUCAUUUGACAGCUCUCAUAAAGGCAGCAGAAUCAUUGCAUAUUAAAGGGCUUGCUGUUCCUGAUGAGUUGCCAGCCUGUCAUUCCAAGGAAAGCAGGGUUUUAUCACAUCCCUCGGCUGAUGAAAGAGCGAGUCCCCCUGCAAAACGACAAAGGUACGAAAAGCAUGUGUCACCACCAAGAGACUCUCGGACUCCUCAAAGUGACACUCCUAUCUCAUCUCCACACCUAGAAAGUGAAAGAAGGUGCUCAUCAUAUGAGGAUGACACUAGGGCUUACCUAGAGAGAGAAAGCCGAAUUCCUCCACUUGAAAGUGAGAAGUCACAUUUAGAAAGUACACCCCAUCUUGGGGUGAAAACAGAAACACAUUCAGUUCCUUCCUCUCCAGUAUUACCAGGGAACAAAACUGGGGAACACUCAAGCAGUCAAGGCAUCAUCCAAGAUUCCCAUAUUAGCCCUGGAGCCAAUGAGUCAAGAAGUCACAGCAACCAGAGUUAUCAAAGCCAAGAGGGAUUUGAACCACUGUUUGAAGUAAAAGAGGAAUACAUAGAAAACAAUGCUGAUAGACGUGCGCAAGGUGUAAGUUUCUCACCACCUGCUGUGGCUGUUGCAUCUCCUCCAUUGAGUGCUGCUCCACCAGCUUCUACUGCUUCAGGAACAACAGCUAUGUCGCCUACUUCUAUGAAUACAAAUCCGAGGCCAACCAUUGAUGGUAGUAAUUUUGAAGAUCAUAUACGGACAUUGCUAUAUAAUCCUCAUGAGAGAAGAGAAAUCUUGCACACAGAGGCAGGUUUUCAUGGACCAGGUCCAUCUGGGUUGCUAGGUAAUGUUGGCUUAAACGUAAGAGAAGGGUUUGGAACAGGAGUAGAAAGCUUCAAUGCAAAGACGUCUGAUGUGUACUCUGCUCAAGUUCCUGUGGUCUUGUCACAUGUCCAAGUUGGAGGCUCACGUGCACAUCCAAACUGUGAGGCUUGUAGCACAAAGAAGGUUCAUCUGUGCUCUUCCUGCUAUUACUCCACCCCCUGGCACAGUGUGUUUGUGCGCCACAUUCGCAAACACACAGGGGAAAAGCCUUUCUGUUGCCCCUUUUGCCCUUUUCGAUCCGGUUGGAAGAGCCACCUGGCAAGCCAUAUCAAGAAGAACCAUACAUUUCAAUAGCACUCUGCAUCUGGUCAAAUUCCAAGAUUCUCUUCCUCCUCCCACUUUGUUUCACACAAUAGCUUGCCUCCACGCAUCCUCCCUCUUGCAUAUUUCCCAUUUUAUUUUCUAAAUUGCUUGGUGAAGGAAGAUGAAGAAAAAUCAUGAUCAUUUUAGAGAUCUCAUUAUUACUGUUGGGCUGUUUGUUUUGACACACUGGAGUAGGAUUUGUUCUCCAUUUUUAUUUUGUUACUCUGUUGAAUGGCAAAGCACAGUACUGUAUCUUUACUUUUUAAAAUUAACCUUUGUUGUUAUAUAAUAGCCAACUCCUUUUAUUUGUUACUUUCACUGUUGUACAAGUAACAAAUGAAUAGACUUGUCUGGCAUUUUCACUUUUAACAUUUAUAGCAUUGUAUGUUGGUGCAGUUGUUUUAAUUAUUGUCUAUGAUAUUUUUCAGUAAAACUUGUAUUUUUAUGUAGUCCAACACUCAUUAAAAGUAGAAUUCUUUUGACAUAUAUAUGAAGUAGCCAUAAAUGUUUAUUCAUUGUUAAGGGUAACAGUUUAGAAAAAAUGUAGCUUUAAACAUGACUGCUCUGAGCUGUCCUAACCUUGCAUGCCUUACUGAUAAACUUGAAUAAGAAAACUCCUCUCCAAGCAAUUCCUCUGCUUAUCAGUCUUAAUUUUACCAUAUGUAGGAAAGUUACUAACAGCUUCCAAAGAUUUUUCAAGUAUACAGUAGAUAUAUGGUGGAUAUAUUUUAUUAAACAAAAGAAAAUCAAAGCACUGAACCAUAAAACCCUUCUUGGUGUUGCAGUAGCAUAGGAUGUGUCAACAACUGUUCAGAUAUCAAAUGUUUAUAUUAGAGAUGUAUUGGAUGUCAGAAUUUAGAGAUAUGUGGAUGUCGUACUUAAUACUAUUUUGCAGAUGUUCCAUGGACUGAACAUCCAAAACAUCUCUGAUAUUUAACUCAUUGCAAAAGCAGAUGCAGAUGUUUUUAUUUAUCAAGAGUAGAUGCAGAUUUGAAAAAUUAUACAGAUGUUCUGCAGAUAUCUGAUGCAUCUCUAGUUUAUAUAAACACCCCUUUCAGACAAGUUUUAUCGAAGGUAGCUGUGAAUUGUACAAGUUAGUCUUCACCAUAUCUUGUGAAAAGACAAUUUUGUCACUGGAUUGUCAAAUUAAGUGUAAAUAAACUUCUAGUCUCUAAUUUUAGUGUAUAUAACUAUAUUUUAACUUUAUAUUUUCAUUAUAAAACCAACUUCCUCUGCUGUAUUAGAAUUAUGCAAAAUAACUCAUGGAAACAAUUGUGUACAGUUAUAUUGAGCUAGAAAGGUAAACAUUACUAUCAGAUAAAUCCUGGGAACAGUCUUCUUCAUACCUAAAUACUUAACCAACAGACACUUGGCUCAAUGGAUAAUUUGCUGAAUGAAACCUCACUACACUCUUUAUGAUGAGCUGGGACCCACCUCGGCAGGACAGAAAUGUCAUCUGAUUAAUUUUUUUAUUUUUUUAUUAAUGUCCAUACACAAUAAUGACUUCAUUACAGUUAAGCCAAAAAUAAACAAAAAUAAGAAUAAUGUUUUAUCUGUUUUAUAUUCAAAUGAGAUAUUGUUAAAAUAACCUUAUUCCCACUUUGUACUGACAUUUUAAAAAAAUACCAAACAUCUUUCCAUUUUAAGGUGUGUCAUAUGAAGGUGCCCAUUCAACAAAAUGUCUGUUGACUAAACAAGCCUUUAUCUUUGUGUACACUGUAGCUAUCAAAAUAUUUCUUUUUUGUUAAGUCAUUUACUGUAUAUUUCUUGGAAAAUGUUAUUUUUGUAAAAGGUUUUAUUUACCUGGAGAUCAUUUAUAUUAAAAUAUUAGUUUGGUGUAGUAUUUAAUUCAGUGUUGCAAAAGUUAGUGAAAUGCAGUGUAACUAAUUCCUUGAGUACUAUGUAAAAUCAUAGUAAUAAACCAUUACUGUAUCAGAGCCUCUCAUUUUGAUAAGUGUAAAGCUCUCAUAUAGAAUGGUUUAUUUCAACAGUGCAAGGUAAUGUUUUGUAAAAUUACUUUAUGCAAAUACAGAACUUGGGAAAGACUUUAUCACCCAGUCUUACUGUUAACUGUAUUUGUAUACAUUAGUAACAUCCUUGGUAUCAUAACACAUUUAAUAUCUACACCACUGUUUUUGUGAGGCACAUAUAAGUGGAGUAAUUGAAAAUGGAUUCAAUACAGAGCUAUUGUACUUGACAAAGUAUUCAGUAGUCUUAUACAGAUUUGUAAAUCAUACUGCUAAUUUUCAAAUCACAGGACUUCCAAGAUAAUCAUCCAUUGACAGUUAGUUUGCAGUAUGAUUUUAUGGUGAAAGGUUUUGAUUCCUGUGCUUUAUUCAAGUAAUGUUUACUCUUCAUUUUAUUUUAAUUUAAAAAAAGUCUUUUUAUAAUAAACAUUUAAAGUUUC